This is a messenger RNA of Heterostelium album PN500, 450 nucleotides long. RefSeq lists its product as uncharacterized. NCBI's taxonomy places the organism in Eukaryota, Evosea, Eumycetozoa, Acytosteliales, Acytosteliaceae. The coding region runs from base 1 to 450 and encodes 149 amino acids. The record is from RefSeq and is a predicted model, not a curated record. The transcript is spliced from 2 exons.
AUGAGAAUCUAUCUUAGAACUAAAACGAUGUAUGCCAGACCUAUCACCAGAUUUGCACAUCAACUCCUGGUAGUGGAUAUAGAUUUAAAUGAUACUACUGAUGCUCUUCUUGAACACGUCCACAAUGGAGGACAAUAUAGAUUCUAUUAUAAUCAUAUAUUAUUGGAUGACACCCAAACAUUUUCUUAUUAUGAUAUGAAAGAAGAAUCAAUCAUUGAAACUGUAUCGAAUCCUCUAUGUGCAGCGUUUAUAUAUAGGGAAUUUCACCAACUUAAUGAUAAAUGUGAUCAAAACAAUAUAAGGAGUCAAAAACUCAUCAACAUAAAGAAAACACUUAAAGAUAUAUUCGAACAUGAUAUUCCACAUGUUGGCAACGAUUUCCAUCUAUUGAAAAGACAAUACCUAAAGUUGCGUAACUAUCAUAAAUACCAACCUCAAAUCGUAUACUGA